Messenger RNA from Paralichthys olivaceus (Japanese flounder), 2834 nucleotides. RefSeq names its product dehydrogenase/reductase (SDR family) member 13a, duplicate 3 (gene dhrs13a.3). The record is from RefSeq and is a predicted model, not a curated record. Lineage: Eukaryota; Metazoa; Chordata; Actinopteri; Pleuronectiformes; Paralichthyidae.
AAGGUCUUAUUUUGAAAGAGGUGACCGGAAAUGUGGACUUCCGGGCGACUUGUCCCCUCUCGCGCUGGUCUGUGAUGUCGGUGCUGCUGUGUCUCGCGGCGUGUGCGCUCUUCUUCUACGUGCUCGUGUACUACGGCGUGUUCAGAGGAGCGCGAUGCGCGGCGUCAGUGACGCUGGAGGGGAGGACGGUCCUCGUGACAGGGGGCAACACUGGCAUUGGCAAGGCCACGGCUCUGGAGCUGGCAAAGAGAGGAGCCAGGGUGAUUCUGGCCUGCCGCAACCAGGAGAAAGCUGAGGCUGCUGCCUUUGACAUCCGCAGAGAGAGCGGGAACAAUCAGGUGGUGUUUAUGCAGUUAGAUCUGGCGAGUCUGAAGUCUGUCCGCAGUUUUGCUAAAACCUUCCUGAAGACUGAACCCAGACUGGACAUCCUUAUCAACAACGCAGGUGUGAUUUGUCAAGGACGCACUGAGGAUGGCUUCGGCCUGGCGUUUGGGGUGAACCACCUUGGUCACUUCCUGCUCACCAACCUCCUCCUGGAGCGACUGCAGCAAUGCGGACCUAGCCGCGUUGUCAAUGUGGCUGCGCUCCUGCACCGCUUUGGAAACAUUGACUUCCCUCUGCUGGCGUCCAAGAAAGAUCUGGUGUCGGGUCAGUCCACCUGGUGCAACAUUCAGGCCUACUGCAGCAGCAAGCUGUGUAAUGUGCUCUUCACCAGAGAGCUGGCCAACAGGCUGGAGGGCACUCGUGUCACCUGCUACAGCCUGCACCCAGGAGUCAUCUACACAGAAAUAUGUCGCAGUCUGAGCCUGUGGCAGCAGCUCCUCAUCGUGCCCUUUGCCAAGCUUUUCUUCAUGGACCCGGAGGGGGGGUCCCAGACCACGCUGCACUGUGCCCUGCAAGAGGGCAUUGAGCCUCUCAGUGGACGCUACUUCUCUAACUGCACACUUCAACAAGUAGGCGCCAGGGGACGAGACGACGCCCUGGCGAAGAAGCUGUGGGAGUUGAGUGAGAGGUUAACGGGUUUAUAACAUUUGACUGGAACCUAAUCCAGAUGCUCCGAAGACUGUAUGGAUAGUCAGCGCUCUACAGACCCCAACAUGUCUUAUUGUUGGGCGCUGUUCCUUUAAGGGCUGGGUUCUUAUAAGGUGGAUCUUUUUUUUGCUGAGUGAGUGGACAUUUUUCUAAAAACAUAUUUACUUCACCUACAUGUAAAAGUAAUGAUUGUUAGAGUUCCAUUGAGAUGGCCUGUCUUAUAGUCUGGAGUUUUAUAAUUAAGUUACAUUCAGAAAUGUCUGGGCUGGACAUCAGCUUCGUUGUCGGUUCACAUGCGACUGUGAGUUACUUCAGUUUCUCUAAUCACAUUAACUGAUGGUUACAUUUAUUUUUACAAACAUUUAAAGCCUAUUAAUUAAUAAAUUAAUAUAUAUAUAUAUGGACCUUAGCCCUGAAAAGAAGUGUGUUCUCGCAGCUAAGCAGGUCUAGAUAAAGGUUGACCAGCUAAAUUCAGUCUAACCCAACUAACAUAAAACUCCACUUUGCAUCCUGAUGAUUAAACUAUACUUAAUUUUAAUGUUCUAGAUCAGAAACUUCCACAAGGAACUCAGCUGUGAGAAUAACUGCAGCUGCUUUUAUCACUGCUGGUUCUCACAGGAAUGGAAUAGCAGUGAAGACAGUUUUUACUGCUGCACAGCAAUUUGAGUUUAUAGUGUUGCACUGAGAACAUUUUGUGAAAUGUAGUGUUCUGAGAACAUGAAUGACCAUGAAUUUACAUGAUGGCAACAUAUCCCUCAAUUAAAUGGCCCUGAAAUUAGCAGAAUGCACAAAAACCCAAAAUAAAUGUAUUUGUUCUGUUCAGACUGGAGCCUGCUUGUUCACCAAUCUGUUGUUUGCUCAGAUAUUUUUUUUUAAGUUGUGGCAAGUUCAGCAUUUUUGGACACAAACCAAUGUGACCAUGUAACUUGACCCUACGUUCAGUGACGUGCAGAUGAAGUGUAUCUCUGCCUCAAGACGGUGCUGACCUGAGUUCAGCUGCUAACCUGAGUCAUGACCCUCCUAAAACACUCACAUUUUAAUCGAUUUGAAAUUGUGAAUGCUCAGUACGUCCACCAGGGGUCAGUAGCGUAGCACAGCUCAAACAACAAGAGGCCACGGCGCCUCAACGUGCGGUGCAUGGACAGCUUGGAGCAAGGUUGUUGAAGACCUUAACCCAGCAGACCUAUGGAUCUGUUCAUUAUGAGCACUGAUUAUUAACAGGUAGGCAUGAAAGCCAGGUCAGUUGGGUGUGUUAAGAGAGGUGCUUUUGUAAUUACUCAGUAGGACAUUCCUCUGUGCAGGCUUCUCCUUUGACCUCAGUGUUGAUGGGGAGAAACACACUUCCACAAUCGAUUCCUAUCUCCUCCUGCAACCAUCCCUCUGUCCGCCUCCUUUGCCAACCUCCACCCCCCCCCCCCCCCCAUCCGCUGUCUCUGCUGCAUGUCGAAGGGACCUGUGGUAAACCUGAGUCGCAGCUUUCAUGACGGCCUCGUCUUCACCACCACACUGCAGCUCAUGUGUUCCAGCUAACGCUGGACUGGCAGUUACAGGCAAGAGGUCGAUAAGUUCAAUAUCAUCAACCCAGACAAGAACACACCCAAGCAGUGGCUGUGAAGCGAAAUCUGUGGAUUGCACUGAAAACACUGGACGGACAGAAGACAUUUACUCUGGAAAUAGAUGUUACAGUUAAGUUUUUUUUAAUGGUCAUUUUUCAAGCAGUGCUCAUCAGACCUUAGAUCGAGAUGAAGAACAAAUCUCAGCACGUAAAACAAAAAAUAAACUCUGCAUGGUCAGAUAUGACU